Amoebophrya sp. A120 is the source of this 3578-nucleotide messenger RNA. NCBI's taxonomy places the organism in Eukaryota, Dinophyceae, Syndiniales, Amoebophryaceae. The record is from the annotation of a GenBank genome assembly.
AGGACCUCAACUUCUAUUCCGAAAAGCUCCCAUUUAACAACUAGAAAACCAAGUACCUAGCUGUCCGGGACGAGAGAAGUGCAAUAUAGUGUUUUUGUUGAAGAGGCUCUGUUUUGCAGGAAGGCCGAAGUUGCUUUCUCUCACCCAAGGGCCUGCUGACUUUUCGCUGUUUUCGCAGCCUUGGGCAUUUUCAUUGCAUCCAGCACCAAUAGAAUGUCAGAACCAGAACAAGCUACGCAUCAGGUGCUCCGCCGCUAGCGCAGGUCUGAUUGGCUAGGACCGUCGAGGGCCAUCGCAACACUUCUGGCAUACGUCAGCGCCACUUGUACUCCGGUCCUAGAGCGCAGCAACACAGACAAUCAAGGGAAGGAGCUCCGUUACUGCGGAAGCAUUCUGGAGUACUUUAUUCCCCGCCCUGUUGUACUAGUUUCUUGACGAGCCCAAUCCAUCUUCGCCCACCAUGUCGAAUAUGCGGGCGUUUCCGAUCGCGGCCACGAAGGACCACCACCGGAAGGAUUUUUCCCGGCCGGACAAUGAGGUGGGGACGACGACCGGCAUGGGCCGAGAGGAUUAUGAGCACCUGAAAUCCAUGAUGGGAGAUCGCGGUGGGCACAGAGCCGAGGAGUCUCACCGUGUCCGCGCCCCCGGACCCAUGGCUGCGAUGGCCCCGAAUUUCGGUUUGGUGCAAACAAUGAGGAGGGGACGUACUGAUUUUCUUGUGUGUAGUAGUUUCGUUGACAUUUGAAGAAGAAAGAGUUGAAAAAUCAAUCGCUCAUUGAUUUCUGCAUUGUAUGAUGAAUGUUGUUGUACUAACUUCUCCGGAGGACUACACGCAUUGAAAAGAAAAAUUCCACACAAUAUCAGCCGGUCUCUCCGCACCCGUAGCAGUGAGCUCUCCUUCCGCAGUGUCCCCAGAAACUUCCCCAACCGCUGCGAAAGCAGCCGGCCCGGCCCCGCCGGAAACGGAGCCGGGCAAGCCACCAAGUAUGGUCGACUCCGCUUCGGUACCGGCUUUGCAGCGCGUGGACUCGGCGGUAUGAUUGGUUGGUUUUUAUACACUUGUUACUCAACCUAGCCUAUGGGAGGCAUCACUUGACUUUUUUUUCGACACAAAGUUCCGUAUUGACGAUUCUCCUACUUCUUCUCACACCCAGAUCGCCGGCAUCCAGCAGCAAACCGGCGUGGAUCUCGCUGCGGCCCAGGUCGCGCUCCCCCAAAAGCCCCCCGCCGAGCCGCCCAGUCCCGAGGGCCCGGCGACGGCGGAAGAGGCAACGGCGGAUAAACCGUUCGAGGUGAAGACCAGAAGACAGCGGCUCUACGAGGAGAAGCAGAAGCAGAUUUCCGACUUUGCGACGAGAAAGCGUUUCGUCGACUUCUGCGUCGAGUUCCUCGACACGGUGAGGGGCGGGGAGUUUAACAAGUGCGUCCGUUAUGCAUUGCAAGAGCAUCGUACUAGUAGGAACAGCAUAUACAAAUUUCUCCAGAAGGAAAAAUGUUGGAAUUUGUAAUGCUAAAUUGAACGAGAUGAAACCAGAUUUGUCAGGCUGGGCUGCCAUUCGUACGAGUGCGAUACUUUUGCAUUUGAUAUCCGCAUUCUGGACACCAUCCAGCAAGUCGAUCGGGUCCGCGACCCCGAAGCCCCGGGCGGCCGGACGUUCUUCAUGCAAACCCGGAUGCUGUCCAACAACGAGAAGUCGUUCCACACCUACGACGACACGCUCUUCGAAGUGGUCAACUACGUCGACCCCCGGAACAAUUUCACGCCGCUGCUCUGGGCCUGCAUGCACGACGACCACCGGAUCGCAGAUUUGCUGUUAACCUGCAAGGCCAACCCGCAGGUGCAGCAUCCGCUUAAAAAAUGCGUGAUCUGGAACCGACCGAUGUGCGCGGAAGUGUUGGUCAGGCACGGUGCGGAUAAGUUGCAAAGGGACGAGACGGGGAAAAUACCCUUCGACUACAUCGGAGUCAAGAAAACAGAGAGCAUUUGGAACAAGUAUGAUAAAACUUUUUUUUUGAUGUCAGGGGUUGUUUCUGGAGCCUGUUCUUCUCCUUGGUUCUGCAGUCUUUGCUUCUCAGGCUGCAACACUGUUGAACAAGCGCACAAAUGUAACAGCACCGAGGACGCCGAGGGCACCGGUAGCGAGGCCGGGAGUCCGCAGAAAAUACAAACUGCGGGGAAGAACAGCAAGAAGAAAUUGGCGGCCAAGGUUUUCGACACGGCGACGCAGAAGGCCGCGGAGAAACAAUCUUUCCUCGAGGAUGACCAGACAUUUAUGCGGGAAUUGCUGAAACCCACCGAAGAGGAUUACGUCUUCUUGCGCAAAAAACAGCAGGAAAACGAGCUGAAGCCGAUUCAGCUGUGGGCCUCUUCGCUGGAAGAAACCGCGUUUGUGCAAGAUUUGACCCAACCACCGCUGUUUUUCGCAAUAACAGCAGACUCGAGCGUGACACUACGGGAGCAGCCGGGGUUCGAGCACGCGACGUCGGGCGGAAACGUUGUGAAAGCUGCACCGGGGACGAUGUGGCAACAGAUCGGAAUAGAGCCGGUGUAUGGGGAGCCGCUGUGUCACUGGGUAUAGAUAAGGACGGUUUUCUUUUCUGCUUGGUCGGUGCUGCGAGACGACAUUAUCAUAUUUCUUUGCAUGCGUUGCUUUUAUUUGAUGCGUUGCUUUUAGUUUUACUGCUUUUUACAGAUACAGAUGAUUUGACUGUGCCAACCCUUGUUUGUUUUCACAGGUCUGCCUCUCGAACGGCAUGCCGGGUGUGAAGGGCUGGACACUGUGGGACCGGCGCGCGUGGCACCACGAGGCAACCAGGUUGGGCAUUCACACGGGCGACAAGAACAGCAGUAAGACCCUGCACAAGGAGAUGUCGCUCGCGUUCGUGAACAUGACGCUCGCCUCCGCGCAGCAGUCGGACGCCUGGAAGUCGGUUCCGGACUUGAUGCCCAUCCAGAUUUUCAACAGCAUGAUUCGGAAAAUCGUGCAGCCUAAAUCGGCGGUCCCGCUUCGCGCCCGGUCCGGCCCGACGCUCGCGGAUUGCUGCAUCGUGACCGGCCCCGCGUUCAAGGUGGGCGAAAGUGUGUUGUGCGCGGGGCAGAUUGUGCUGGACGGCGGUUGGGUGUUCUACCAGGUGAAGCGCCGACACUACGGCGAGCUGAACCGGGAGUGCAACGGGAACGGCUGGCUCUGCGCCCGCGCGAAGGACUACGUGACCGUGGUGCUCAAGGCGUAAAGGCGUGGUGUCCUCCUGUGGGGGAAUGUAUCAAAAGAAGCUUGUCUCCGCUUUGUAUGAUUGACUGUUGUACAACUAGCUCUUUCCCCAUUGCAAUCUCCCAAUUGUAUGAAAAGCAUUUAUUCAAUUUUCUCUGGCUGACCCAAAAUGAACGGAACUACAUCUUCUGCGCAUCCAAUGUUUCUGACAUUCUUUGCUUGUAAUUCUGACCCCGUACCAUCAUAAUGAGUAGAGGCAUUGAAGCAGGAACUGCAGGAAAAGUUCAAUCCAGAAACGGAGAAGUGGCAGAGCGUGUUCGAGGCGGUCAAGCUAAAGCCUUAGGUGUGGUUGCGACUCAUACAGUC